Messenger RNA from Populus trichocarpa (black cottonwood), 2174 nucleotides. Its product is annotated as mitogen-activated protein kinase kinase kinase 18. NCBI's taxonomy places the organism in Eukaryota, Viridiplantae, Streptophyta, Magnoliopsida, Malpighiales, Salicaceae. The transcript has a single exon. The record is from RefSeq and is a predicted model, not a curated record. Bases 108 to 1610 code for a protein of 500 amino acids. Gene Ontology annotation, molecular function: ATP binding; protein kinase activity. Gene Ontology annotation, biological process: protein phosphorylation.
ACACCAGCUACGUACUCUCUCGCAUAUAUAAACACUCUUGGGCCCUCAGAAUUCUCAAGCAAACUCCACAUAAUUUUUUUUAGAGUUCUCUCUGAAAAACACACAACAUGGUUUCUUGGGUUAGAGGAAAGUGCGUAGGCAAAGGCUCGUUUGGCUCCGUCAACUUGGCUUUCAACAAACAAACUGGUGCCGUUUUCGCCGUGAAGACUGCCAGUGAAGCAAAUCAAGUUCAGGCGUUAGACAACGAAAUCAAGAUUCUAAGCUCGCUAUCUUCUCCUUUUAUAGUUAAAUUCCUCGGCGACGACGUCUCGUUUGAGAACUCGAGAGCUUGUCGGAAUCUUCACAUGGAGUACUUGCCCGGCGGCACCGUUGCUGACCUGGCUUCAUCAACUCAACGUUUCGCUGAUGUGAACGAGGAGACUGUUCGGUCAUUUACUUACUGUAUAGUCUCUGCUUUGAAGUACAUACACUCAAGAGGUAUUGUUCACUGUGAUGUUAAAGGACGGAAUAUUCUAUUGGGUCACAGUUUCGAUUCCGUUAAACUAGCAGAUUUCGGGUCCGCGAUUGACGCCACAAGCGGCGAGCCUCUCUUGCCCCGUGGAAGUCCGUUGUGGAUGGCUCCGGAGGUGAUUAAACGAGAAUACCAGGGACCGGAAAGUGACGUUUGGUCUUUGGGCUGCACAAUUAUCGAGAUGGUCACUGGAAAACCGGCCUGGGAGGAUCACGGGGUUGACUCACUAAGUCGAAUCGGGUUUUCAAACGAGUUGCCCGAGUUGCCGGGUCAGCUGUCUGUACUCGGUCGGGAUUUUUUGAAGAAGUGUUUGGAGAGGGAACCAAGUAAGCGGUGGAGCUGUGAUCAGCUACUGGAGCAUCCAUUCUUAGCUUCCGUGAGUCCUAAUUUGUUGGGCAACGAAUUGUCUCCACGUUGCGUACUUGAUUGGUUUAAUUCAGAUUUCGAGGAAGAUAUUGACGUAAUGGAACGUGGGAUGAGUUCGAGUUUUGAGAAUAUUGAGGUUGCGGCUAGAAAUAGGAUUGGUAAAUUGGUGGCAAGUGGGGGGGUAAAUUGGGAAACAAAAGAUGGCUGGGUGGAGGUGAGGAGCUGUUGCGGGCAUCGUGGAAGAGGAGAGGAGGAAGAAUUGGGGACAAGUUCGGUAUAUUCUUCUGAUUCGGCGUGGAUAAGUGAGGAAGGGUGUAUAAAAUGGGAAGUUUGUAAUUCCAUUGGCGGUGAAUUACACGUUGACGGGUCUAACAGGUCGAUCUCUUGUGGAAUUUGCUGGUGUGGUGCGGUGUGCUCAGGCAGGAAAGGGGGUGGUGGUUUGAGUUGUCAUUAUGGGUCACAAAAGGUGGAGCUAUCGGUGGAGGGGUGUGAGUUGCUGGUGUUGGUAGGGAUUUACCACAUAUUGUUGUGUAAUUUGUUAUUGUAUUUACUGCAAUUUAUGAGAACAAUAAGACAUAAUUUUAUCCUUUAUUCUAAACUUUUAUUACUGGGUUUAGUUCAUGCAUGUGAAUGUGUGUAUAUCCAGCUGUGUUUUCAGUCCAGUUAUGGAGUUGUUCUGCUCUUUACAGGGUGUAGAACUACUAUUCUGACAUAUAGUAACACAACAGCAUGAAUCUUCUGAUUCCCCUACGAAUUAAAACAGAGGAUCAGUCAAAGUCUAGAGCAUAGAUAACUAACAACUUGUGAACAUGGCAAUUAGUCACAGGGACACUGUGGUGACAAUAAGGAGAAGAAUUGGAAAGAGUGAUUGAUCAAUUCAAGAUUGAAGAUACGGCGCCAGAUUGCCGCCGGUUUGUAGUUUUGCUUGAUUUUGUUUCCUGAAGGCAAGUGACCAUAAGUUUGCCAUGGAGACUAUUUUGGCAAACAAGGCAUGCGGAUCAACAUGCAACUUGCUGGAGGAAUGGUCUCUCAUUAUCAUGUGCAUGUCGGUGAUUGUGUCCACAACAAGAAACCAUUCAAUUUCGAAGAGACACGAGUGUCUUUACCAGCUAUCAAAGAGAAGAUUCAAAUCUAAUCGAAGUUAUCCAACCGGAUCAUACUUUUUCCCUUUCUGAUCGAGCACAGAUUGUUAAUAGCUAUUUUUUCUUAAAUCAUGUGGUUUCAAGGGGGUUGAUUGCGUAACAUUUCUCAAUUCUGAAUCUACAAACAUCGCAAAAGGGAGCUUCACUUGGACGAA